Centruroides sculpturatus (bark scorpion) is the source of this 6721-nucleotide messenger RNA. Its product is annotated as myocyte-specific enhancer factor 2C-like. NCBI's taxonomy places the organism in Eukaryota, Metazoa, Arthropoda, Arachnida, Scorpiones, Buthidae. Gene Ontology annotation, biological process: cell differentiation; positive regulation of transcription by RNA polymerase II. Bases 1907 to 3130 code for a protein of 407 amino acids. Gene Ontology annotation, molecular function: histone deacetylase binding; RNA polymerase II cis-regulatory region sequence-specific DNA binding; DNA-binding transcription factor activity, RNA polymerase II-specific. The record is from RefSeq and is a predicted model, not a curated record. The transcript has 9 exons.
UAUCAAAAAAAAAAAAAGUCAUUUCCUCGUCGGCUAACGGUUGUUUUUUUAAAUAUUCUCUUCCGCACUUCCUUUACUUUUCUGUGGAUUCUAGAGAGACACUCUAUGGAUUUUCGCGAAGGAUUCGGCCCCGACGUCACAUCUAACGAUAUAUAGAGCCGCUGUCCCAUUUCGUUCGUCGUAAAAAUGACACUCGACCGCAGGUGGUCGAAAGAUACACAAGAAGAGAAAAAAAUGUCCCAUAUACCUUCGUCAGUCACCCCAACACCCCGCAAGGAAUUGAACCUUGGUCUCGUCGGACCUUGUAACUUUAGCCUACUAAUUGGACGAGGCUCGUUUGAUUCGGGGAAAGACAAUUUGCCUUCGAUGAUUCAUUUUCUUUUUAAGUUUUUUUUCUCUUCCACUACUUCAUCAUUUCCUAUCAAAACACAAUCUGCACUUUCCUGAUCACGUUCUUUCCGAGACGUAAUUUAUGUCAGGAAAAAAAAAAUACGUGAGAGCAAUCCAAGUCAAUACGUAUGUGAGAAAGAUGACGAGGAAAACACGUGGAGGGAACCCGACAGAAACAAAGAAUCGAAAAAUACCUUCGUGCUUAUCAAAAGUAAAAUUUGGCUUCUUAUUGUUUGUGUACGUUUUGGAAUCGUGCCGUAUUCUUUCGUAUUUCGUAAUGCUUUCUUCCCCUAACGUGUCGACCAAACGUUGCGAAAUAUUCUUGGAUUCUCUAGAAUUUUUUUUCCUCUCUUUUAAAAUCCACUCGAAUUUACUCGUUGGUCUGAGUUUUCUAAGUGUUUCUUUCCCCCUGCCCGAGUUGUUUAAAUAAUGUAUAUUUUCAUACGCAAUUAUUCUAGAAUAUGUUAAUAUCUAGAAUAAGUCUUUUUGAGUUAUUUUAGAAUAUAUCGAUUUCCAGAAAAAUCCGUUUCGGAAUUGCUCUACAUUUUACUUCGGUUCCGAAAUUACACAUUCGUUUCUUCUGGAAUGUAUUAAGUUUUCUAGAAUGUAUUCAUCUCGGAAUUUGCCAUUUUUCUAGAAAGGUCACCAUUAAAAUAUUUAUUGGUAUAUUAAAAAUUAUUUUCGAAUAACUUAAAAAAAUAUACUGCCGAUAAUCUUAAGUCUUUCGAAUUUAAUAUGCCAAAUACGAAUCCAGAGAAUGUAAGAGUUGUUCUAGACCGGAAAGGGGUUGUUUAUUCGGCACUACUUCCAUCCCUUCGCAUUGUAUAGACUCGUACGCGGCAUCAAGUACAGGUAGUGUGAUUCGAGCGACCAUACGAAUAUAUUAUAAACAGCGUUAAAUUCAAAUGUCGGAAGGGAGAAGACAAACGGAUGACCGAUUCUGUUCUCCGUGGCCCAUGACGCAACAGGUCUUAUAACCCGCCCAAACCUCAAGCGGACGUCAGGUGCACUAGAGCAAAACACACUCCCAUAUUUAGAUUCUAUUGUUCCGGACUGUGUAUUUCUCUUUCCUCCCCCGAAUGUCGUGGAGGAACAACUCGAACAAAUGGCGACCCAUGGUAUGUUUAGACACGGUAUGCUUCCAUUCCCGAAUUUUCCGACACCGGCGGGGUGAUUAACACUUCCGAUCUCCCUCUCCCACGUGGUUAGUGUGGAACGACGGAAGGGUCGUGAACGCCCUUUAGCGCUCUCUCUCUUUCUCUCUCUCACCGUUCCUCGGGCGUUUCCGAAUCUUAAAAAAAAAAAAAAUCGGUAAAAAGUUACAAUCUACUCAUUUGGGUUAAUGUGACAAUUAACUUCCGCGUUAUGUUCCGAGUCGCUGUGGAGAAUGUGCCCGUGUGGAUGCUCGUUUUGGAGAUGUAUUGAUGUAAAGAAUAACCUCACUCUCGAUUGGCAUUCGGACGGAUUGACGACUGUCUGAUCCAACUGUCCCAAGUGAGGAACAAGAACGGAAACCAUGGGACGGAAAAAAAUACAGAUUUCGCGGAUAACGGACGAAAGGAACCGGCAGGUAACUUUCACCAAACGAAAAUUUGGAUUAAUGAAGAAGGCGUACGAAUUAAGUGUCUUGUGUGAUUGCGAGAUCGCAUUGAUAAUCUUCAACGGUACUAACAAGUUAUUCCAAUAUGCCAGUACGGAUAUGGAUAAAGUGCUGCUCAAAUAUACAGAGUACAAUGAACCACACGAAAGCAGAACAAACAAUGACAUUGUAGAGGCAUUAAGUAAGAAAGAACAUAAAAAUUCUACAAAUGGCUGCGAUAGUCCAGAACCAGACCAGGACCAAUACAUGACAAACAGGCCUGAUAAUAAAUAUAAUAAAAUCAGUGAGGAAUUUGAUAUCAUCAUGCAAAGGAGUAAUACUCAUAUGAAUGGAAGAUCUCAACCUCCAACCCUGGGUCAAAGCAUGGUAUCACUUCCAGUCUCAUCGUCUACUUACCAUCAUCACAUUCAAGAUACGAACAUGAUGCAACAUUCGCCACAGAUGCCUCCUCAUGCUAGCGUCAGCCCUCGUCCAAGUUCUUCAGGAUUAAUAGACAUGAAUGGAGUUGCCAAUGGUUACCAUAGAACAGGAUCACCUUUAUCUGGUAACACAUCACCUGCUCUUUGCAGUAAAGGUGGUCUAAAUAAGCAACAUUCACCCCCACUCUCAGGGAGCAACAAUCGUUCGAAUCUCCGUGUUAUUCCAAACUCACAUUCUAAUGCUAUCGGAGGUAGACCUUCAAAUACAUCUGUAAGUUCUCCUGUGGUGUCAAUGUCAACUGGUAUAUCUAAUAUGGGCAAUUAUCCGUCCGCUAUUUCCACUUUCCCUCCCAAUGAUUUUCAACUUGCAUCUGAUUUUGGCCUGUCGGGACUCAAUUCAAACAUGUUGCAUAACUGGUCAUCUCAAAGCACUAUGAAUGCAUUAUCAACAGGACUUUCGCAUAGUUCGAACCACAUGUCUCAUCUAUCAGUUAAUACAUCAAACAGUAAUAUGUCAAUAAAAAUCAAGAGUGAACCAAUUUCACCCCCUAGGGAUGGUAUGGCAAAUACCCUGCAACGACCUCCAUCUGGCCAUCUUUCACCUGGUCACUCGUUAACACCAUCGACUUCGUCUUCUCCAGAUCCAAACGUCGUCAGUGCAGAAUACGAUGCAUCCGGUGGCAAAAGGCCACGUCUGACGGUUGAGGGAUGGGCACCGUAAAAAAGUGUGUGCUCAUCUUGGAUUUAGUGUGUGUGUGAUUGCAUCUUAUUGCAUGCCAUUGCUAACAUGGAAUAUUUUAGUCAUCUUAAUGGGAGGAGAUUGUGUACUGGUGCCCCUUUUUUAGUAACAGAGGAAAUCAGCACACUUAAAACUAAUUAUCUCAAUCCUAGUGGAACACACCAACUACAAAUAUUUCUGUCUUAUGUAGACAGAGGGCUUAUAUAAUUGAGAUCAGCUGAGAUGACUUGUGGUACAUACAUACUACAUAUGUAUAGAUGGCAGUUUAAGUGUCGACUAACAAUGGACAGAAAAUAGGUACCUGCCUACCUACCUCUUAUAGUUUAUUGUGAAACUUAGUAAUUGCAGAAGACAUUUCCACUAUUCAAUGAGAGAUUUGAAAAAGUUCCAAUUUGGAAAGAAACUUCAUAUAUAAAGUAUUUUGAGAGAAAAAUUCAUUAUAGAAGGUUUGUAGUUGUAUAAUUAAGAAUUGUUAAGGACUGACAAACAUUUUAUCUGUUGUUGUUAAGAUAGUGAAGGAAUGAUUUUAUACCAAAGUGCAUUGGAUUGUAUUAAGUUAUGCCACAGAUGUUGUUGGAAAUGAUAGAGAGAAAUUUUCUAUGGCUAAUAAUUACUAUCUUACCACCUUUGCCAGUAGAAGAAUAGUAUCAAGUCCUUCAUAGAGGGGCUAUAUUUUCAUUAGUUACAUUCCCCAGAAGUGCACUUUUGUACCUGCACUAGGAAGCAUUUAGCCAGUUUGUGAAAUUGAGACCAAGCAGGACAGAUUGAAAAUGAUUUACUGUCUAAAUUUAGUUUAUAGACAAUUGUAGAAUGCUCAUAAAAAUUGUCAGUUUUUAGCAAAAGAAAAAAACAAAAAAAGUAUUAGAUAAGCUUAUGUGCAAAGGUAAUUUCAUUUUGUCUUACUUUUAGCACAAAUACUAUGAAUGGCAUGGAUUUGUUUGAUUUAAAGCAAAUGGAAGUGUUGAAAAGGCAUAUGAGAAUGAUUUUAAAUGCAGAAGUACUUAAAUACUGCUUCUCCCAAAUCCUCUCAGUAGUGUUCUUCCAAACUACUGCCCAAUAUUCUAUAUUAUAUGAAUAUAUAUAUAUAGAUAUAUAUAUAUUUAGUAGGUGCAAUUAAGUAAAAACAAAUUAGUUAUAUUUGAUUAGAUGUUUUAUUGGAAAGAUUAACGAAUGUUCCUCAAAAUUGCCUUCGAAUUGAAACUUAACUGUACCUACUAAUUUCGAUAUAUUUUUUCUUUUCUUUUUUAAUUCUUAUAUGUAGAAGAGUAAACUAAUUGCCAUAGUAUUUUAUGUUUAAAUCUGUUGUAAACCUUGCAAAAUUAUACUUUUGAUUCUGUUUACUGUGACUGACCUAUUUUGUCUUGUAUUGAAAUAUGAUUUGUGAAAAAAAGUACAUGUACAUUUUAUUUGACUGAGAAAAAAUCAUUUUUUGCUCAUUGAUACAAUAACCAUUUGUGUGCACAGACCAAGAUUUGAUAGUUUGGAGUGAAAUAUGUAUUUACAGUUCUACUUACUGUGUUUGUGUUCAGUUGUAUGUAUAUGUGGAUUGUUGCUUGAUAUGCUUUAUGUGGUUAAAACAAUGCAUUCAGUGCCUACUGGUAUAGCACGUGUUUGGUGUAGUACCAGCACUCAAUCUGUCGAUAAAAAAAUGGUGCCUAUCAUCAGAAAUUUAAUAUUACUCAAAUAUAAGCAUUUAAAAAGAAAUAACUGCAGGUGGAAAUUCUCCCAUAAUUAAACAUCACUUCAUGUUAUUCAUUAAAUAGGAUUUUAUUGUAACAGAGACUCAUAUACACUAAGAAUAAUAUAUUAAAAUUGCCUAGUUGAAUCGAUUAAGAAACUACGCAGUUUAAAAUUUGCAUAGAAAUAAAUUUUAGCUUUGCUUAAUCGUGAAAAAAUAUAGUACAACAAAAUUUUCAUAGAGAACUAAUCUAUAACUAAUUAAAUCUGUUAAGAAAAUAUUUCUAAACAGAGUCCAUUAUGGAAUAAAAAAAAAAGGAGAAAAAAUAUUUUUUCACUAAUCAAAAAUUUUUAUUAAUCAAAAGCCAUAAUCAUUAUGGAUAAAAAAAAAAAACUAAAAUGUGUUUUUGUUUCAAAGAGAAAAUGGUGUAUUGAGUCUCUAUUAUUUUUAAAUAAGUUUGAGAGCAAAAUGACCUGCAAUCCUGUUUGUACAAAUAUUUGUUGUUUUAACAUAAAAUAUUUGAGAAGUAUCAAAGAUUUUUAGAUAUAUAAAUUAUGACAAAAAAAAAAAUGAUGCUAAAAUGGUUUGUGUAUAGAAGUCUGGCUAGCAUUUGAGAUGAGAAAACUUAUUUCUUUUUAAAUUAAUCGGCAUAUUUACAAAAAAAACAAAAAUUAUUAUGAAACAACAACCUAGCUUUAAAUUUUGAUAGUGAUCAUAGCAUCAUUCAGUGCUUCCGUUCAAAUCUAGUCCAUUCUCUGCCGAGUCAGGAAGUAAUAAAUGUUGCCAACGUGGGUCUUUUUUAGACCAAAAAGUAUUUCUUAAUAUUUGCUCUUUUAAUUGAUGGAUUCCUCUUUAGACAUUUGCUUAACAAUUUUCUUCCUAGUUUAUAUAUAAAUAAAUUUUUAUUUCAAUCUUGAUCUAUAGUGACAAUCAUAUAAGCAUGCCUUAAAUUUUUAAAGAUUGCAUUUAACAUUACUACCACUCACAUGAAUUGUAGUGAUUACAACAAACGUAGUUUUAAACUUUUACUAUAUGCACCUUUCGUGCUUGAUUUUACAGAUUUUAAAUAUUUAUUUCUGAUAAAUAUCACACGUAGCAUCUGAAAUAUGUUGUACUUUUUAACUGUUUCUAUAUAUAACUGUAAAUCAAAAGCAUUUUUUUUCCAAUAUUUUUAUUAAUGCUAUAAUAAUUAAAAAUUAUUAACAAAUUAAAUAAAAGUAUACAUUAAUAUAUUCCUGCCAAUAAAUUUGUCUGUACAGAGAGAAAAAUUUCCUUCUCAAAUGCAAGCUGUUGGAAUGAAUAUAUAUAUAAUUUAUAUAUAUAUAUUAUAUAUAUUAAAAAAAGCCAUGUUUGGAAUAUUUAAGAUGUAAACUGAUGUGCACUAAGAAAGAAGGCAUAACCUUCUGGAAGAUAAUAUAUUGAACCAAUGUACAUUAUACAUAAAUACAUAGAGAUAUAUAGAUUCAAUAGAAUAUAGUUUGUAAAAUGAUUUUCAGCAAAGCUGAUUAUAUUAAAUUUUUUCUGGUCAUUGCACUGUACAAGUUGUAGAUUCAUCACAAAUUCCACAGCAAAUAGUCGUGGAAGGUCACAGGCCAUCCAUUUAUAUAUUGUCAAAAAUUAGAGAUACACUUUCAAAAUCAAUAUCCAGAGAGAUAUUGUUUUUCUUUAGGAAAAAAUCAACCAGAAAUUUCUCAAUAGUCCUAGUGAUGUUCAUUAGCACUAAAAGAAAAGGCCACAAUGCUCUUAGCAAGUUUAGAAGUAACACAGCAUGUUGAUAUUACCCUGUUUGCCUGUAAAAAAAAAAAAAAAAAACAAAAUGUUGGCACCAAUGAAAAAAAAGUUGCAAAUAGUUGUGUAUUUUUAUCUGCCUGUGAAAUAAAGCUACUAUAUAAAAA